Molecule: messenger RNA, 1582 nt
Organism: Paramecium pentaurelia
Lineage: Eukaryota; Ciliophora; Oligohymenophorea; Peniculida; Parameciidae
Source: the annotation of a GenBank genome assembly
AUGAGUUGUAUAAGAAAACAUAUAUUGAAAAGUAAAACAUAUUAUUUAGAAGUUCAUGAUAAUCAGAUGAUUUUAAGUGAAGUAACUAAAAAUAAAUAAAUAUUUAGCAUAAAAAUAUGUCAAAUGCAAAAUAUGUUGUAUAAUAUAUAUGGGAAACAAGAGUAAUGUGGAAGAUAUCUGAAAAUGAAGAAUUAUGUGCAUUUGGAAUUUAUUAUAACAAUCGAAUAAAAUGGUUUGAUUCUGAUCAUAAUUCAUUAAACUUACUUAAAAUAUACUUAUCAGCAAGGGUAUUUUUUGGGAACAUUUCAAUAUUUUAUGAUUCAAAUUAAAUUUUAGGUUAAGGAGCAUCUUCAAAGGUUUGCUUAGUAAAAUGCAAAAAGAGUAUAUCACAUUAUGCUGCUAAAUGUAUUUCUAAGAAAUACUUAUUAUCAAACAAAUCAGAUGAUAGAAUUGUAUUAGUUUAUUCUUAAUUUUAAGAAUAGAUUACGAUUAGAGAUUCAAAUCCUAUAAAGAAUAGAUCAUCCAAGUUUUGUUAAGUUAUACGAAAUCUAUUAAGGAGAGAACUCAUAUUAUAUUGUAACUGAUUAUUUAGAAGGUCAUACUCUUUACAAUUACAUUAAGAAUUAUCCAGAAGAUCAAUUACCAUCAUAUCAAAUAAGAGAAGCAAUUAAAGUAAUCUAAAUUCAAAUACUAAUUAGAUAAUACUAACAGCUUUGAAUUACUUAGAUUCAAUUAAUAUUAUUCAUAGAGAUAUCAAACUAGAAAAUAUACUAUUAUAAAAACCAAAUGACAUUACAUCUCUUAAAAUAAUUGAUUUUGGAUUGGCUAUAUAUCAAUAACCUCUGUAAAAAUUAUGUGUAUGUGGAACACCUGGAUAUAUAGCACCAGAAAUUCUCAAAUCUAAUAAUGAUACAGAUUAUUUUACUUAAAAAUGUGAUAUAUUUAGUGCAGGUGUUAUCUUCUAUAAAUUGUAAUUAAAUUAAUAUAUAUAUUAAAGAUUAACAAAGAAAACCUUAUUUAGAGCAGAAAACACUCUUGAAAUUAUGGAAAAGAAUAAAUAAUGUUAAAUUAAUUUUUAAGAAUUUGAAUUCAAAUUAUAAAAGGAAACUUUGAGCUUAUUGAAAGCUAUGCUAAAUCCUAAUCCUAAAACUAGAUAUUCUGCAUAGUAAUGUUUAGAUCACCCAUAUUUCAAUUGCAAAUUAGAAAAUAUUAAUAUUCUAUAAGAAAUACUAGAUAAAGCUACAGGAUUCUCAGGAAUAACCCAAAUUAGUAUUAAGUUCUAAUUAAAUUAGAUUAUUAAAAGGAUACACUUUCAAUUGGGUAAGAAUGCUAAGCUGCUCAAAUUAAAAGAUGUAAUCCAACAUCUUAUAAGAUAAGGAUUGAAUAACGCAAAUAAACGAAAAGUCCUAGAAAGUAUGCAGAUUUCUAAUUCUAUUAUCCUUCCUUUUGUUAAUUUAAUUCAUUCGAAAGUCUUAGUAGUAAAGGAUCAUCUUACAAUAUGUCCAAUAUUGAUAAUCUUAUUAAUGAUAAACUCGAUUCUGUCAUUGAAGAAGAAGAGAAACAAUAAAUAUAUAAAAUAUGA